Messenger RNA from Plenodomus lingam JN3, 1134 nucleotides. RefSeq lists its product as uncharacterized. The record is from RefSeq and is a predicted model, not a curated record. NCBI's taxonomy places the organism in Eukaryota, Fungi, Ascomycota, Dothideomycetes, Pleosporales, Leptosphaeriaceae.
AUGCAUCUAUCAACGAUCAUCCUCUCCCUUGCGUCGGUGGUGUCGGCUGUACCGACAUCCCCGGUAGCUUUCGACCCGGUGUUCUCGCGCAAAGUCAUCUUCACACCUCCAGCGAACUACAACGACCCCCGCGUCUUGUAUGCUCGCAGCGCGCAGUUCAAGAAUGGUACCUUACUAGCGACAUGGGAGAACUAUUCCCCCGAGCCACCCCAAGUCUACUUCCCCAUUUACCGCUCCACGGAUGGCGGCCAGCACUGGACAGAGAUCUCGCGUGUGCAAGACACCCAGCAGAAAUGGGGUCUUCGUUACCAGCCCGAACUCUACGUCCUUCCCGAGGACUUUGCUGGCUACAAAGCUGGCACUGUCCUUCUCUCUGGUUCUUCCAUUCCCACUGACCUUUCUCGGACUCAAAUCGAACUCUACGCCUCGACCGACGGGGGUUACACCUGGAAGUUUGUCAGCCACAUCGCUGCAGGCGGUGAGGCACGCCCCAACAACGGCCUCACACCUGUGUGGGAGCCAUUCCUGAUGCUCCACCAGAAGAAGUUGAUCUGCUACUACUCCGACCAGCGCGACAAUGCUACCCACGGCCAGAAGAUGGUGCACCAGACCACCACCGACUUGAAGAAUUGGGGCCCCGUCGUCGACGAUGUCAAAUACCCCAAGUACACCGACCGCCCCGGCAUGCCCACCGUUGCCAAACUGCCCAACGGAAAGUUCAUCAUGACAUACGAGUACGGUGGCGGCCCUGCCAUCACCACCUCCUACCAGUUCCCCGUGUACUACAAGAUCGUCUCUGACCCCGAGAAGUUUGGCGAUGCUACUGGUAUCUCGCUGGUGGCUACCGAUGGCAGCAUCCCUACCGGCUCACCCUAUGUUGUCUGGAGUUCCGUUGGUGGCGUGAACGGUACCAUUAUUGCCAGCGCACACAACAGCAUGGCUGUCUACAUUAACAAGGGUCUCGGAGAGGGACCAUGGAUUAAGAAGGAUACUCCUGCUGCUACUGCUUACACUCGUCACCUCCGUGUGUUGACCGACCCAUCUUACCUUAUGAUCAUGGGUGCUGGACAGCUCCCACCUACCACCUCUAUCAACAAGGUUGAGAACACCGUCAUUGAUAUUAGCAAGUGGUAG